Messenger RNA from Mangifera indica (mango), 1187 nucleotides. Its product is annotated as PRA1 family protein H. Lineage: Eukaryota; Viridiplantae; Streptophyta; Magnoliopsida; Sapindales; Anacardiaceae. The coding region runs from base 42 to 722 and encodes 226 amino acids. The record is from RefSeq and is a predicted model, not a curated record. The transcript has 4 exons. Gene Ontology annotation, biological process: vesicle-mediated transport. Gene Ontology annotation, cellular component: Golgi apparatus; endoplasmic reticulum.
AGGAUAAGAAGCGAAAGCCCUUAAAAUUAGCGGUGUUGUUAAUGGGAAGAGCUUUCAAAGCGAACCCUUUAUCUUUAAGCCUUCCUGACCCGGCAUUCGAGUCAUGGCUACGUGACUCCGGCUACCUUGAAAUUCUCGACACCAACUCCGCUGCCUUGGCCGUUACUCCCUCCACCUCCGCAACUACCACAACUUCCACCAUUAUCCACAGCCUUUUUCAUUAUUUAUGGGCCUUUUUUUCUCUCCUCACAGUUAACCCCUUUGCUAAGCUCACCACCGAUGAUUUCUCCGCCCGCAGCCCCUCUUGGACUCGCGAGUUUCUUGGCUUCGCUGGCUCUUACUCUUUCCCCUCGUCGCCUGACACUCUCAAAUUGAGGGUUCAAGAGAACGUCAAAAGAUAUGCCAGAAAUUAUGCUACUUUGUUUAUUCUCUUCUUUGCCUGCUCCUUGUAUCAGAUGCCGCUGGCUCUUCUUGGGUUGAUCAUAAGUUUGGCGAUUUGGGAUUUGUUCAAGUUCUGUAGUGAUAACUGGAAAUUUGAUGGAUAUCCAGUAUUUCGGCAAGUUCUGGUUCGUAUUGUGCAAUGCGCUGCUGUGAUUAUUUUGAUAUAUUUAAAUGUUCAGAUGGCUCUCUUCUGUGCCCUCUCUGUCAGUUAUGCAGUUAUGAUUUUGCAUGCUGCAUUCCGGAAACUUGCUCCUCAAAAGCAACCUUCUCGAGGCAGGUAACAAUAAAUAAAUGAUGAUAGGGUUUGGUUUUGCUGCAACAGAUCAACAAGUUUACUUGCUAUGAAAAUAGCUUGGAGUUAAAAUUUUAUUACAGGCAUCCUUAUUUUUAUGUACCAGUGUGGCUUUUGUGCAAGCAAAGCUUUUCUAAAACCAAAAAAUAAAAAUAAAAAUCACAAACUGCUUUGCAAGCCAUACACUGUAGGUUUAUGAGAUAGAUUCUGAUUCAAUAUGACAUUAUAUCUGUAAGCAUAAUAUAUGUUGGUAGCUUACUGCAAUUCCAAUCCCCUGGAACUUGAGAUUUCAUGUUAUUUUCUGGAGUUAUUGAUUCCAGAGCAGGAAUAGUGCAACCCUUCAAUUUUUGUGGCAAACCGAACUUGUUCUGAUAUGGAGGAUCAUAUCAGUAAGAGCAUUUUACAGCUCUUUGUAAUGCUUUUGGACAUGAAUGCAAGUAUUUUAAUGCUAUAA